UGUCUGCGAGGGCCUUCUUCAGCUUCUCGAGGGUCAGCCCCUCGGUCUUCAGUUCGGUGGCAAAGUCAAAAGCUGCGCCGGUGAGGUUGCUGAUGGCCAGAUUGACGAGUUCACCUUCCGUGAUGCCAGGGCAGCUGUACUUGCAAACUGCUUGUUGAGGAUGGCGGCGGUUGCCUUGGCUGCGGCGGAGGCGCCGUGUGCCUCAUCUGCGGCCUUGUCUGCAUCGACCGUGUUGACGAGGAAGGGGUCGAAAUCCAUGAGGAGCGAGCUCAUCUUGAUGGUGAGUAGGUACAGUUGCGCGCGCGAAUAGCCACAAAAGAUAAAAGAGGUGAGAUUUACCCAAGUGCAAUAAAAUGCUCUCAAUCAGAGCCCUGAAUUUAAAUUUUAUCUUUAAUUCGGUGUGAAUUCAUUCAAUACUCGCGAAAAUAGAAAAAAAAAAUGCAACUUGGUUAAAGUCUCUAGCAAAAGGGAACUUAACUUUAACAGCUCUGGCAAGUCAGCUCGGCAGGUGCCUCCAGGGUAGCAACGGCGUCCCGUCCUAAGGGUGAGAGCAAACGGCUGACUUCAGAUGCGGAACCAGCGUCCGGAACGGGAUGAGGUCGGAUGGAGCUUUUGGUACGGAUGAGUCCUUCUGCAGUGGGACGUUCCUCUUGGGGCACAAUUCAGCACCCCACACCUGACACCAAAUCUGUCGUGUAACCACACGACACUUUGAAUUAAUCAGCAAGUUCCAUCCGAGCGCGUCAAAAUUUAACCAGAGCUGGAGACUGGCCGGGGAGAACUCAUUUGGGUUUUAAUUUAAGUUUCGGCUUACUAUUGGGUUUUGGGGAAUAAUUGGCCUUCGGUCUUUAUCUAAUUGUCUCUUCAUUUGACUUUUAAGUUUGACUAGUUUGAGUUUCACUUUAAAUAACUAAUUCCUUAAUUUAUCUUUAUUAUCCUGUUCUUCUUAAUUUAUCCUUAAGUUAAGCUUUAAUCUGAGAUUAUUCUAGGCUUUAAUUUAAGAUCUUAACCUCAACACGUGGGGACACGUGUUGGCCAAAGUUUAACUUAUUUAUCUUAAAAUCUUUUAAUUAAAUCAAGUUAAUUCUCUUAUUUUAAUUUAUUCUCUAUUGCUUAAUUCAGGGUUGCUUAACUUCAAUUACUACACAAAGGGUUUAAAUUUAAUAAUAGUAGUUAAGGUUAUAUUUUCUUAAGUCUAACAAUUACAAGUUUAUUAUUAAUUAAGUUUAAAAUAUGUUCUAAUAAAUAGGCCUGAUUAAUUAAAAUUACUUAAUUUAAAUGAGAGAGAGUCUUUAAAAGGGGUGAUUUGGGCUGAUUGAGAAUUAUUACCGGAGUUGUGAUGCUAGUGUGGUUGGGCAAUAUGGCGGUUUUAGAGCAAAAGUGAUAUACGUCUGAACGGCUUGAGUCUCCCAGGCUGUCUGACUUGUCCGUUGGCGCCCAACCUGGCGUCAGCACGCCAGGUAGGGACGCGGAAGUCAGUGGCGCCGCGGAAGUAGGCGCGCUCGAGAACUUUUUGAGUUUAAGUGUUUCAGUUACAACGCGGUUUUUACAAAUGUUCGGCGGGAAUUGACUUUAAACAUAUACAGGACUCUCUAAAUUAUUUUUAUUUAAAUAUGGAAUGGCCUUUAAUUAAUUACGUAGUGCUCGCGAUGUUGAAUCUGCGGCGGUCAGUCUCUCGGCGGUCCGUAGACGGCCAGGUCAAUGGCCGGCCUAAGGGAGGGUCACGUCAAUUAUGCAUUAAUUAACUCUUAACUCUCUGGACUGCAAAAAAGAACCUGGUAGUUCCAAAAACACCAAUAGGUGGCUUGAAGGUGUUGCCAAACGCUUGAAUCUGACCAAGAAUCUGGCUUGGAUGAUCGCAUUUUUGGCGGGAGGGUAAUGUCAACCGCAGCAGCAGCUGUUCAAGCUGUUGUUGGUUUUGUUUACCUGUUGAAGAAUCAUUUGAAAAUAAAAUGUUUUUUCCAAAUAAAGUGACGUUAAACCUUUAAUGAGCCGGUAUGUAUUUUACAUGAAACUUAAUAAGCUUAUUAAUUGCAUGAUUAAUGUAUAAUCUGAUCUUUUUUUCAAUUGUUAGAUCUUCCAAGAAAUCUUCAACUACAUUUAUAUGUAAUAACUCCUGUCUGUUUCUGCUGAUACUCUGCCGCGUGAUUUUUGACGAGAUUAAUUUAAAAUGGACCUUGAGCUUCAAGGAGAAGACGGAAAAUUUUAUUCCGUGUAUUCUAAGAUAAAAAGGGUAUACGUGAAAAACAGGGAUUCCGAAGAACGGCAGAGGGAUCUGCGCAUAGAUCUUGACCUGCUCUCCGGAAAUGGCCCUUUGGGUAGACAGAUUUUGAGUCUGCAAAUAACAGAUGACGAUGACCCAUACUUUUUAUUCCUGCUGUCGCUGACAGUUGAAGAUUUCAAAAUUCUCCGAAUGGAACAAGGUCUUAUUGUCGACUUUGACAACUUUGCUAACCAAGUGGUGCGACUACUCGAUGAGUGUUCGUCUUCUUCAAAGUAUACUCAGGGCAACAGAUUCAGCCUAGUGCUCAACGAGGACCUGAAGAACACGAGACUCGAGUUCAUGGAGACGAAUGAGUUCAAGCACUUGUGCCACUUGUCGCUAAAAAUGAUUGAAGGCUCAAGCGCUGACAUCAAGAAACACAUGGCUCUAAAAAUUCAUAAUUUAAAAGAUUCAUUGAGAAAUAUAAACAAUAUUUUGGAGCAAAAGCAGCAAAUGCUGAGUGUGGCUUACGAUAAGCUGGAAGCAAAGGAUCAGGAGUUAGAAAGAAAUCGGCAACAACUAAAAGAGGAGAAGGAUAGUUUAGAGCAAAGAGUAAUUCAUGAAGCAGCAGAGGCUCGUGAAAAUUUGACAAGGGCUCACAUGGAGUGGCAAAGCAGAAUGGAUAAAGAGAGACAAGAGAUGGAGGCAACCAAGGUUCAAGAGGUCAAAAUAUUGGAAGACCAGUUGUCUGAAGUGAAGUUGCGGAACACCCUGCUCUCAGAAAAAUUAAUGAACACGGAAAACAAUGUCAGGGAUCUUGCUAAAUUAGCGGAUAGCACUCAAAAAGAAUUAAAAGCUGCACAAAAGGAGGUGGUCACGCUGAGGAAACAAAAUUCACAAAUUGACAUGGAUUACCAUAAAAAAGAUGAAUCUAUGAACUCUUUAAAAACUAAACUGGCUGUUUUGGAACAAGAACUGAAGUCAAAGUUGGCACUGCUGGAGCAGCAACAAGAAGUUUUGCAGUUGACGACAGAACGGAAAAACGAACUGGAAGCAAAAAUUGCAAACAUGGAAGCGUCGGUCGGUACCAAGAAGGCCUCUCUUCAGCAGCUACAGAGUGAAAUGGUCAAAGCCAAUGAGAUUAUCACAAAGCAGUUGAACGAGAUCCAAAAUCUGAGUGCUAAAGUUAAAUUGAGGACAGAAGUGGCUCUCAAACAAGAGAGUUUGCUUGAGGCUCGGGAAAAAGAGAUUGCAGAUCUGAAGAACAGAGUUACAAAACUCGAAUCUAGUUUGGCUACACAUGAGGAAGAAACUGGCAAACUCAAAGAGGAGCUGGAAAAAGCUGCAGAAAAUCUGAAAGGAAAGGAUCUUAUUAUCAGGAAUAAUGAGCAAGUCAUUGGGUAUCUGACAAAACAAGUAAAAGAGGCAGACGGAAGAACUCUCAAGUCCAUAAUGCCCACCUCCCUAAUGGCCCCUAUGACUUCGACUCCUAUGAUCUCGGGUGGUUCUGGACCAUCUGGCUUUUUCGGUACCAGCUCUGUGCAGCCUAUGGAAAACAGCGCUGAGCACUUCCUAAUGAGACAGAAGGAAAACAUCAGAACUCAAGCAGAACUUCGCCAGAAGUUAGGUCUCACCGAUCCUCUGGGGUCAUAUCGACCGAUGGAGAAAACUCCCUUGACUCCUCUGUUGGAGCAAGAGAGUGAGUCUCGAUCCCAUUCCAGUGCCUCUGGAGAUGCAAGAAAGCCCCAAAAGGCCAGAGAGCCCCCCAAGUCGAGAUACAACCCUACGGCAACAACCCCAGCAGUAAAGCGGUCUGACAUUCUCUCGGCCUACUUCCCCAAGUCAGCAUAGCAACGCAGCCCCCAAGGACAACAGUGUGUAGUUUUGAAAGAGUGGGUGGAGUGAAUGAGUCUUCAAAUGCCAAGGGGCAAUUACGUCGUCCAAGAGGUGACACGAUAAUAGUGGCGAACGAGUGAGAAAAGAGUGGUGCAUCCAUCGUGGGGGCUGCGCGCAGCCGCCUCCGAGGCAAGUGGGGGCCCUUGAUAUUUAUCCAGUGAGCGCAGCC
Messenger RNA from Neocloeon triangulifer, 4268 nucleotides. RefSeq names its product spindle assembly abnormal protein 6 homolog. The record is from RefSeq and is a predicted model, not a curated record. Gene Ontology annotation, biological process: centriole replication. Gene Ontology annotation, cellular component: centriole; centrosome. The transcript is spliced from 10 exons. NCBI's taxonomy places the organism in Eukaryota, Metazoa, Arthropoda, Insecta, Ephemeroptera, Baetidae. The coding region runs from base 2171 to 4054 and encodes 627 amino acids.